This is a messenger RNA of Metopolophium dirhodum (rose-grain aphid), 1863 nucleotides long. Its product is annotated as zinc finger BED domain-containing protein 5-like. The transcript has a single exon. Lineage: Eukaryota; Metazoa; Arthropoda; Insecta; Hemiptera; Aphididae. Bases 1 to 1863 code for a protein of 620 amino acids. The record is from RefSeq and is a predicted model, not a curated record. Gene Ontology annotation, molecular function: protein dimerization activity.
AUGGACAGAUUUAUUAAUCGGAAAAGAAAAUAUGACAAUGAUGAGAAUACGGAAAUCAGUGACACUACAUUGCCAUCAACUUCUGAGACGUUAAAACAGAGCGGAGGUAAGUGUCGGUAUUACAAUGAAUCAUAUAUGGAUAUAGGUUUUACAUGGUGUGGUCCAAAAGAUGAACCUAUUCCCGAGUGUAUUGUAUGUGGGAAAAUGUUGACCAACGAAUCGAUGGUGCCCAGCAAAUUGAAACGCCAUUUUAGUAAACAACAUUCUCACUUGAAGAAUAAAGACGUUCAUUAUUUCAGAAAACUUCUCAGUGAUCAAAAAAAAGAAGCAACCAAAUUUACAAAAAAGGUCAAAGUGUCCGAGAGGGCUCUCGAAGCAAGUUUUGUUGUUUCACAAAUGAUCGCCAACAACAUGAAAGGGCAUACUAUUGGAGAAAAACUAAUUAAACCCACUUGUAAGGAAAUGGUGCGAAUAAUGAUUGGAAAUGAAGCGGCUCUUGAAAUCGAUAAGAUACCUAUGUCAAAUGAUACUGUUUCUCGUCGCAUCUGUUGUAUGUCGACAGAUAUUAAAGAGCUCGUUAUAGAAAAGAUGAAAAACUCUCGGUUCACGCUUCAAGUCGAUGACUCAACUAGUAGCGACGGAAAAUAUUACAUGAUAGGAUUCGUUCGUUUUGUCGACGAUAAUGCUAUUGUAAGCCAGUUUUUGUGUCUGAAAGAGUUUAAAAAAAAUACUAGAGGUAAAGACAUUUUCGACACAAUCGAUUAUUUUUUUGAAAAUAAUGGAAUAUCGUGGAGUGACUGUGUUGGAAUUUGCACAGACGGAGCUCCAAGUAUGACUGGGAGUAUCAAGGGAUUUGUUACACUGGCUAAAAUAAAAAAUCCAUUAAUCGUUAAGACCCACUAUUUCAUCCACAGAGAAGUGCUGAUGACAAAAACGUUGGGUAGUGAACUCAAUUCCGUUCUGAGUAAUUCCGUUCGUAUGGUCAACUACAUUAAAGGAAAGCCCCUAAAAAGUAGAAUUUUUGCCGAAAUUUGUGAAUCAAUGGAUGCUGAUUUCACAAAUUUGUUGUACCAUACCGAAGUGAGGUGGUUAUCCAGAGGAAAGGUUCUGUUACGUCUCUAUGAAUUGAAAGAGGAACUUUUGCUGUUUUUCAUGGAAGAGGAAAACAAUGAAUUUACAUGUUAUUUGGAAGACCACGACUGGAUAUCAAAAUUCGCAUACUUGGCUGAUAUUUUUCAAUAUCUUAACCAGGUUAAUUCUAGUUUGCAAGGACCAUCAGAAAAUAUUUUAACUUCCACCGACAAAAUUUCAGCCUUUCAAGAAAAAAUGUCCGUGUGGUGUGCAAACUUGGAUAAAGGGAAUACAACUAUGUUUCCACUGUUUACGGGCCAGGAAAACUCCAGUCCUACCGUUCUAAAAAUCAUACGAAGUCACUUACAGACUUUACAAAUGUCUAUGAAACAUUAUUUUCCAGACUUAAACGUUGAACACUACGACUGGAUUCGGAACCCUUUUACUUCCAUGAUACAAACAGAUCACUGUGAGGUACAACAGGAAGCAGUGGAAUUGAAGAACGACCGAACGCUUCUAGUUAAGUUUAAUGAGGUCACGCUAGACAGCUUUUGGGUGGCUCUUAACAAUGAAUACCCUCGAUUAUCGAAAAAGGCUAUUGAAGUGCUCCUUCAGUUUUCUACGUCUUGGUUAUGUGAGCAUGGCUUUAGUGCACUAACAAAUAUAAAAACAAAAAAACGCAACAGACUCACAAAAACAACGAUAGAAGACGAUAUGAGACUCGCUCUUUCCACCAUCAACCCUAGGAUUCCCCAACUUUGUAAAAAACACCAGGGUCAAAUUUCACAUUAA